Molecule: messenger RNA, 1934 nt
Organism: Lactuca virosa
Lineage: Eukaryota; Viridiplantae; Streptophyta; Magnoliopsida; Asterales; Asteraceae
Source: the annotation of a GenBank genome assembly
AUUCCUCAAACACCCUUGUUUAAUGUUCGAUGAAUUUACUCAUAAAAAAUUGAAAAAUUAUAUUGCAAUCAAUUUGCAGUUUUUUAUUCAAGGGAAAACGGUCUUCCAACAAACCCACCAUCAUCAUCAUAAUUUGGUUUUUCGUGAUCUCUACUUCUUCAACCAUAAGCGAAAGCUUCAUCUCAACCAAAUUGGAGAACGAACACCCAUCUAAUCUGAAAUUUUCAUGGUCAUUUAAAUAUCUUAUUGAUGUUCAACAAUGGUGGAGCUUCAUAGAUCCACCAAGAACAGGAAGGGAUUCUACGUGAGGAUGAAGUUCUUUCGAACCAGAAAUUCGAAACCAGAAAAACCCUUUUGCUUCAGAUACUUCAAAUGGCUUCUCUGGUUUUCCCUCUCGUUUUACUUCUUCGCUAAGUUUCUCAACAAUCAUGAACCCAGUACGAAUUCGUUGAAAAAAACGAUAAUCUCUCACUCUCAAUCCAAUGUUGUUUCUCGUGCCCUUUCCGAAUCAGUUCCCCAACAACCCAGAAUUAAUCAAGGUUUGUUGAAGGAUUUGAAGGUGUAUGUAUACGAAUUACCCUCGAAAUACAACAGCGAUUGGCUAUCAAACAAACGGUGUAACAAUCAUUUAUUUGCUUCGGAGGUGGCGAUUCAUAAAGCGUUGAUGAAAAGCGAUGUUCGGACGUUUGACCCAUCGGAGGCUGACUUCUUCUUCGUCCCUGUUUACGUUUCCUGCAACUUCAGCACCGUUAAUGGAUUUCCCGCCAUCGGACACGCUCGUGCUCUUUUAUCCUCCGCCGUUGAGCUCAUCUCAUCGGAGCUACCAUUCUGGAAACGAAGCAAUGGAUCCGACCAUGUCUUCGUUGCCUCACACGAUUAUGGAGCUUGUUUCCAUGCCAUGGAGGAUCGAGCUAUGGCUGACGGGAUACCCGAUUUCAUGAAGAAUUCGAUCAUUUUACAGACGUUCGGCGUUAAAUACAAGCAUCCAUGUCAAGACGUCGAGAAUAUCGUUAUCCCACCUUACAUCUCGCCGGAAGAUGUACAGUCAACGCUGUCAAAGUCGCCGAUAGAAGGUCGUCGAGAUAUUUUCGUGUUUUUCCGAGGGAAAAUGGAAGUUCAUCCAAAGAAUGUCAGUGGACGUUACUACAGCAAGCGUGUGAGGACGGAGAUACUCCGGAAAUACGGAAAUGAUCGGAGGUUUUACUUGAAGAGACACCGGUUUGCUGGAUAUCAAUCGGAAAUCGUUCGAUCGGUGUUUUGUUUAUGCCCAUUAGGAUGGGCACCAUGGAGUCCCCGGUUAGUGGAAUCGGUGGCGUUAGGUUGCGUUCCGGUGAUCAUAGCCGACGGCAUCCGUCUGCCGUAUGAAACCACCGUGCCGUGGUCGGAGAUAUCUUUAACGGUGAGGGAGAAAGACGUCGCGAAACUUGGCGCCGUACUUGACAACGUGGCGGCGACAAACCUCUCGGCGAUCCAGCGAAACUUGUGGGACCCACAACUCCGGCGGGCCCUUCUUUUCCACGACGACAUGGAAAUCGGUGAUGCGACAUGGGAGGUCCUUGUUGAGUUAUCCAUGAAACUUGGUAGGUCGUACCGGAGGUCGAGGCUUUCCAGCGAAUAAAAGGUUGACACGUGGUGAGAUUUUGAUAGAAAAAAGUCGUAUGCCAGCUCAUUUUGUUCUGUUCCAACGUGGCAUUGAUAUGUGGGGCCAGGUCUGACCCGGUUGGUGAGUUGGCAAGUUGAAAAAGUGGGCUGGAUUAAGAUGUAGUGGUCCUCAUGGUUCAUAAUGUAGACCUACCUGUCAUUGAUAGGUUAGGUUAUUAUCGCUCUGUGGAUACUUUGGGUAUUAGAUAUAUACACUUAGGCCCCUGUAAAAUAGAAAUCGGCCUUUUUGAGAUAUGAAUUGAACAUGAAAUAUAGAGAAUUUAGUUGAUAUA